Messenger RNA from Dovyalis caffra, 1230 nucleotides. The record is from the annotation of a GenBank genome assembly. Lineage: Eukaryota; Viridiplantae; Streptophyta; Magnoliopsida; Malpighiales; Salicaceae.
AUGCUCCAUACUUCUCACUGCGUUAUUGAUGCUUUGAACAUAAAUGGACGAGCCUCUGUUACUUUCAGAUACAUGCUGACUGAUGAAGGUCGGGAAACAGCACGUGAAUGCCUCAUGAGAUCUCGCAUGGAGGAUCCCGGUGAGAGUUUGGCUAAUUUAGAGGGCUCUUCUGAUCUGAACAUGCUGAAUACAUCAGAUAUGGAGUCUGUUUGCCCUGAUUCAGCUAGGGAAGCAACAUUUACAUCCAUUGGCUUAAGUAGGCAGAAGAAAUCAAUUGAUGUUCCCCUUGAAUCUCUUGAGAGGUUUAUGCGCAUGGGGUAUUCCAAAGAAAAAGUUAUUCAUGCUUUUUCUAAAGUGUCAGAAACCUCCCAUUACAAGGAGAUUUCGUCACUUUGGCCAGCGGUUCUGUGUCGCCUUCGAGAAGAUCUCAUUUAUGGUGUGCAUUCAGAGCCUGAAACUCUAACAGAAGACUACCAAGCAACAUCAACUGCUCACACAUUUUCAAAUGGUAAUAAGCUAACCAUUUUGAAUGCUGUUAUCACUCUUGUUGAAAAUGUUAGGCGGUUACCAGUUGGAGAUGGAAUCUGGAUAGCUCGCCAUAAAUAUCUGCACAGUGAAUAUGUUCUUGAUUUUAUUGUUGAGAGGAAGAAAAUUGAUGAUUUGCGCUCUUCAAUAAGGGAUAACCGUUAUAGAGAUCAGAAAUUGAGGCUUCUUAGAUGUGGACUCAAGAAGCUGAUAUAUCUUGUGGAAGGUGAUCCAAACUCUUCUGAAGCUGCUGAAAGCAUCAAAACAGCCUGUUUUACAACAGAGAUUUUAGAGGGCUUUGAUGUGCAGAGAACAAAUUCCUUACGUGAUACUCUGAAGAAAUAUGCUCAUCUUACUCAGUCAAUAGCCCAAUACUAUAGGUUACAGCUGCCUGAGGAUCAGUCCACAAGCGCCAUGGUUUGUCCUCCUUUUGAUGAAUUUAUCAAAAGGUGCCAAGAUCUAGACAAAAUGACAGUUAGUGAUGUAUUUGCUGUUCAGCUCAUGCAGGUUCCGCAAGUAACUGAGGAAAUUGCAAUGGCUGUUUUGGAAUUGUAUCCGACUCUGCUUUCUCUUGCCCGUGCCUAUUCUCUUCUUGAGGGUGAUGUUUCUGCUCAAGAGAACAUGCUUAGAAAGCAGAGUAAUAACGCUGUCAGUGCAGUUGCCAGUAGGAAUAUCUUCCGGCUAGUUUGGAGCAAUGACCAGUGA